Molecule: messenger RNA, 2409 nt
Organism: Rhineura floridana
Lineage: Eukaryota; Metazoa; Chordata; Lepidosauria; Squamata; Rhineuridae
Product: vomeronasal type-2 receptor 26-like
Exons: 6
Coding region: 1-2409 (802 amino acids)
Biological process (GO): G protein-coupled receptor signaling pathway
Cellular component (GO): membrane
Molecular function (GO): G protein-coupled receptor activity
Source: RefSeq, a predicted model, not a curated record
AUGGCUCUGAAGCCAUUGCUGAGCAUCACCCAUAUUUGCAAAGCCUCUGCAACUUUAGUCGUCCAAGAUCUUUUGGCUUCUUCUGAUGAGCUGACCUUGGAGGAGAUCAACCAGGAUCCCAGGCUCUUACCCAAUAUCACCCUGGGCUACAACCUCUAUGAGAACCAUUAUGAUGCAAGGAUGACUUCCGAUGCCAUGCUAGAACUGCUUGCAGGUGGGGAAAGCAAUAUUCCAAACUAUAACUGUGGAAAAUGGAAUAACCUGCUGGCUGUUCUUGAAGGGGCCAAUUCUGUCAUCUCAAAAGAGAUUUCAGCCAUGUCAGACAUCUACAAAACUCCACAGAUCAGUUAUGGAUUCAAUGCUCAAGUUCUUGAUGAUAAAGCCCAGUUCCCUUUUGUCUACCGGAUUAUCCCCAAAGAAGAAUCUCAAUGCUGGGCGAUUGUCAAAUUGCUCCUGCAUUUUGGAUGGACGUGGAUUGGCAUCUUUGCUCCAGAUAAUGACAAUGGAGAAAGAUUCCUGAGUGUCCUAACACCUCUGAUGAUCAACAAUGGAAUUUGUAUUGCCUUAAUAGAAAGAUUAGCAGAAAAUAAUCCAUACCAAACACUCAAGCCAAAGGUAUCAUUCGCAUUAUGGACACAAGUCAGUGUGUUUGUUUACUAUGAAAACACUUACGUGGGAUGGACUCCAGUCAUGGCACUAGAAAAAACACUUGAGAAAGAAGUUGGAAGAAGAGUCUGGAUUGCAACAGGUUUUCAGGACAUCAACUUGAGCUUGUCCACUCUUCCUGAAUACUACCAGUACAUCCAUGGCUCUUUGUCCUUUGUAAUGAAUAUCAACAAAAUGACCAAUCAUGGCAACUAUGAGCCAAGUUCCUACCAUCUUUAUCAGUUUUGGAAGAAGGCAUUUCAAUGUUCAUAUUCAAAGCACAUGCUGUCUGUGAAAGGUCGGACAAGAUGCACAGAGAAGGAGAAACUGGAGACUUUGCCCCAAGAGGAGCUUGAGAGAGCCCUGUCUCAAGACAGCUACAUCAUUUACUUCAAUGUUCAUGCUGUGGCACACACCUUAAAUGCUGCAUAUUCAGCCAGAUCAAGGUGGAUGUUGACUGUGGGUGGAAGAGCCAGUCUGGAACAUCAAAGGCUACAGCCAUGGCAGCUUCACCAUUUCUUAAGAGAAAUCCAAUUUUCAAAUACUUCCAUAGCUGGACUGUAUUUAGAUAUGAAUGGGGAGCUGCCAGGCAGUUAUGAUAUUGAGAACUGGGUGAUGUUUCCUAAUGAGUCUCGUGUUAGAGUGAAAAUUGGAAGUGUUGAUAGAGAGGCAUCAACUGACAGAAAAUUCACAAUUAGCCCGGAAGCUAUUGAAUGGCCCAAGCGGUUUAACAAGACUGUGCCCCACUCCAGGUGUACUGAAAGCUGUCACCCUGGAUACAAGAAGGUAGUUCAAGAAGGGGAACCGGUUUGCUGCUAUGCUUGUGCUCCGUGUGCAGAAGGGACCAUCUCCACUCAGGAAGAUGCAGAGCAUUGUAGCAAAUGUCCAGAAGAUCAACAUCCAAACAAGGACCAAAACCAGUGUGUCCCCAAGAUUAUUACUUUCCUGUCCUAUGAAGAAUCUCCGGGGAUCCUCCUGGCUUCCUUUGCCCUAUUCUUGUCCUUAACCACAGGCUUUGUUUUAGGAAUCUUCAUUAAAUACCUAGAAACUCCAAUAGUCAAAGCCAACAACCGGGACCUCUCCUAUAUACUCCUUGUCUCCCUCCUACUUUCCUUUUUGUCCUCCUUCCUCUUCAUUGGCCAGCCAAGGAAAGCCUCCUGCCUUCUCCAGCAAACAGCUUUCAGCAUCAUCUUCUCAGUUGCUGUUUCUUCUGUCUUGGCAAAAACCAUCACUGUGGUGCUGGCCUUCCUGGCAACAAAGCCAGGGAACAGGGUGAGGAGAUGGCUAGGGAAGAGUCUGGCCAACUCCAUUGUCAUUUCCUGUUCUAGUGUCCAAGUUGUCAUCUGCCUCUUCUGGCUGGGGAUCUCUCCCCCAUUUCCAGAAUCUGACAUGCACUCUCAGUCUGGAGAGAUCAUCAUGCAAUGCAGCGAGGGGUCUACUGCCAUGUUUUAUGGUUCCCUUGGCUAUAUGGGCUUCCUGGCUGCCAUCUGCUUUACGGUGGCUUUCCUUGCCAGGAAGCUGCCUGGAGCCUUCAAUGAAGCCAAACUGAUCACCUUCAGCAUGCUGGUCUUCUGCAGUGUUUGGGUCUCCUUUGUGCCCACCUACCUGAGCACAAAGGGGAAAUACAUGGUAGCCGUGCAGGUCUUCUCUAUCUUGGCCUCCAGUGCUGGCCUUCUGGGCUGCAUUUUCAUUCCCAAGUACUACAUUAUUGUAUUUAGGCCAGAUCUGAAUACAAAGGAGCAUCUAACAACAAAAACAUUAUGA